Messenger RNA from Olea europaea var. sylvestris, 1977 nucleotides. RefSeq lists its product as uncharacterized. Gene Ontology annotation, molecular function: mRNA binding; RNA polymerase II complex binding. Gene Ontology annotation, biological process: termination of RNA polymerase II transcription. NCBI's taxonomy places the organism in Eukaryota, Viridiplantae, Streptophyta, Magnoliopsida, Lamiales, Oleaceae. The coding region runs from base 1 to 1977 and encodes 658 amino acids. The record is from RefSeq and is a predicted model, not a curated record. Gene Ontology annotation, cellular component: mRNA cleavage factor complex; cytoplasm. The transcript has 11 exons.
AUGGGCGCCGCUGAUGAGCUGACUUCGCAACAGGCCCGUCAGCUUCAUUUUGAUCUGGAGUCAUCUUACAACUUUUUUAUGGCGUCAUCGCCCACUGCUUGCAGAUCUGCCUGUGAUAGAGUUUUGACAUGGGUGAUGAUGGGUUGGCUGAAAUUCGGAGGAUUGUGGAGGGAGAUGAGGAGGUAUUGGUGGUGUAAAAAUCCGAUAGUAAUUCUGACGGCAGCAAUGCAACACGAUGACGCAGCGGUGAAACCGCUGCCCCCUUUUAUCUUCGAUCGUUUCAGGGCCAUGGUGAAGGAGAGAGAGGAAGAACUUAGGGUUUCCUAUUAUGCCAGCGAUGACGUCGUUUCUCCCUUGAGCACUGAUGAGAUUGUUCGGCUUUAUGAGAUUGUUCUAUUGGAGCUCACCUUCAAUUCCAAGCCCAUCAUCACUGAUCUGACGAUAGUUGAAGCUGAAGGUCUAAGCUCCUCUACUUAUGGAACUGAGCAUGAUAGGUCAUUGUCACCAUCACUUGAUGAGUUUGAUGCGGAUAGUCUUUGCAGGCAACCUGCUGAAAGAGCAUCUCCAUCUCAUUCUGGCUUUGGUUAUGGGCUCCGCAGAGUGACAGGUACAGAUGAAAAGGCAAGUGAAUGGCGAGCAAGAAAAUGGCAUGAUGCUUCCAGACACCAGCUUAAAAAUUCAGCUGCAUACAGUUCUAAAAAUGGAGUUGAUCUUCGAGGACCUAGAGCUUUGAUUGAUGCUUAUGGAAUGGAUGAAAGGGAAAAAAAAUUUAACCUCGGACAUCCAAGUAUUGAACACUUGGAUGUAAAUGGUGUUGAUGAGAAGGCAUCUAUCAAGACAUGGAAAAACACGGUAGAAGAAGAAUUUGAUUGGGAAGACAUGAGUCCAACUUUAGGAGAUCGAAGUCGGUAUAAUGAAUUACAUUCAUCACAUGUUCCAUUUAAUGGUAACUUGACAGAAAGACACCGCUUUGCUACACACCAUGCUGCACCUUUUCCUACUCAUUCCAAAAGCAGCUGGUCUAAGAUCCAAUUUUCUUCAGCUACUGAUUCUUCUGUCAUAAAGGAUGUGCCCCAUAGUUGGUUUUCAAGCUACCGUUACUCUCGUACAAACAUGGCAAUCCUCUAUCAAUCUGGUCAUGGAGUAAUUAACAAGAUUACUGGACGCUGCACACGCACAGGUCAUAUUACUGCUUCUAGUUCUGCUCAAGAAUCCUGGAAUUGUCCUCACCCUUUGAAUUCCAAAGGAGGUGUUUCCUAUUCUGGAACUUACAGUUUUUCCUCAGCUGGUGAGGUAAAGCCCCCAGUAAUGGGUAAUUUCCCCAGUACGGAUGAAAGACUUAGUGUGCCCCCGGAUUUGGUGUCCACAAUCAGUUCUAUGUUUGACUCUCUGUCUCCAGAGAUUCCAUCAGCUGAUGCACCAGCUUUAACAGAAUCAUGGCUUCCUGCAAAGUUGCAGAGUUCAUAUCCACUGCCUUCACUUUCUGCUUUUUCUUAUCAAAUGCAUAGCAUAGGUCAGUUUAAAACUAUGAGUUCUGGUAAUGUCAUAGUUGAUCAAGGUCUGAACAAGUCAAUUCACUCGAAGCAGCAUUUCAGUGGCACUAACAGCAUGCCACGAAGCAAAUUGCCUCAAUUUCCUAUUCAGCGCUCUGGAUCAGUCCCCUUGAAUCUGCAAAGUUCUGCACAAGCUGCUCUAGUACAACCAUAUUUAUUAAAGUCUCAGGGGGUUCGGCUAAAUCUGCCUCUUCCUUCAGCAUCAGGCCUUUCACGUGCAACAAUUCAACCUCUGAAUCAUGGAUACACUGCACAGCAGCAUGGUGGUCCUAGUGAUACUUCCUUGUGUGAUAUAGUUUUGGGUGUGCAAUUUGAUGUUUUCCAUCUUCUAAGGUUUGAGAAGUAUCCAUGGGGAAAAUUCUCACUUAAAUACAAAAUGAACGUCUUCAAAUGUGAAAUGAAAGAUUUGGGCAUUCGUCUCUAG